AGAGCCACCAAAUGCUCCAGCGACAACUCACAAAGCUAUGCUGGAGGUCUGUACUGCGUAGAACAAGUGGCUUGACUACAAUGUUUAACGACUGGCUCUUAAUUUCCAUGAAAGGUUCUGAUGAUCUCAAUUUCGACUUUUUACAAAAUGCUGCGCGCUAAACACGUGUGAACAUGCUGAAUUAAUUUUUAUAUAUUAGUCAGUUUUUAGCUGAAACAAUUACACUUUCAUCUAUAUCCAUUGUAAAAUAUAAAACACCGUCUUUAUUUUAUUUUUCCACAACAAUAAUAUUACUAAUAAAGGCCCUCACAAAAUUCAUGUUGUCUGAAUUGCGUUGCAGCGCACAAAACACCUUUAAGACUCGAGUCAUUGAACUUCCGUGGCAGUUUGUAUUCGCCAGUUGUUAAGUACAGAUUACACAGUGAGCAAUGAAAAAUUUUAACUCGUGUUCUCAGUUCAUAACGGCACUCGUUAUUGUAUUGCUCCUACGCAACAAUGCGGAUCCACAAGCACUAUCAAGUAAGUACCACAACAUGAAGGUCAGAAUAACCUCUAACAAUCCGAUAAGAAAUCCGCGCGAGGGACGUGUUGAGGUGAGUUUUGACGGCAUCAUAUGGGGUACACUUUGCAGCUCAACUUGGAGUUUUCGUGAGGGCAAUGUGGUGUGUCGACAACUCGGUCUCGGCUACGCGGCCAUGGUUAGUCAAACAACCACCUUCGGUGACAGCAAAAAGUAUCCUUGGGCUAUGAUCGGCACUCUUUGUCGUGGUAAUGAGCAACAUCUGUCGAACUGCUUGCGUGAGGCCACCUACCCACGUAACUGUACGGUCGGCAAUCCUAAUGUAGCAGUUGUACGUUGCGUGCCGCAGAGCGCCGAUUUGACUUUGGGUCUGCGUGACAUUGAGAUCUCAGCUCGGCUGGAUUUGGCGCCGAUGACACGGCUGCAAUGCGCUAUGGAGGAGAAAUGCGUCUCGGCUGAGGCUUAUGUCAUACGACUCACAAAACCGAAUGCCAUACGAAAUCUGUUGCGUUUCACAACCAAAGCGGAAAAUGUGGGCGACGCGGAUUUCAGCCCCUACGCGAACUAUAAAGACUGGGAGUGGCAUCAGUGCCAUGAACACUAUCAUAGCAUGAACGUUUUUGCGACUUUUGAUGUCUACGAUUUGCGUUACAAGAAAGUGGCAGAGGGACACAAAGCCUCUUUCUGUCUAAUGGACACGAAUUGUGUGCCGGGCGUCCAACCCAAAUACACCUGCGGCAAUGAGACGCAAGGCAUUUCUAUUGGCUGCGCUGAUUUGUAUACUGCCGACUUGGAUUGCCAAUGGGUCGAUGUGACCGGCUUACCGGUAAAUCAAUAUUAUAUUCUUCGUGUCGCCAUUAAUCCUGAGUAUAAAAUUGGCGAACGCACUUUUGAAAAUAACGGUGCUGAGUGUAUCAUACAUUAUACGGGAAAACCGGCGACGACACGAAUCACGAAUUGCCGACGUACGCCAUUGUGGUUUAAAGUUUAA
Messenger RNA from Bactrocera dorsalis (oriental fruit fly), 1511 nucleotides. It is a transcript of the gene Loxl1, whose product is annotated as lysyl oxidase homolog 2A. Gene Ontology annotation, biological process: peptidyl-lysine oxidation. Gene Ontology annotation, cellular component: membrane. The transcript has 3 exons. The record is from RefSeq and is a predicted model, not a curated record. Gene Ontology annotation, molecular function: copper ion binding; protein-lysine 6-oxidase activity. Lineage: Eukaryota; Metazoa; Arthropoda; Insecta; Diptera; Tephritidae. Bases 429 to 1511 code for a protein of 360 amino acids.